Molecule: messenger RNA, 494 nt
Organism: Limulus polyphemus (Atlantic horseshoe crab)
Lineage: Eukaryota; Metazoa; Arthropoda; Merostomata; Xiphosura; Limulidae
Product: probable tubulin polyglutamylase TTLL1
Exons: 4
Biological process (GO): microtubule cytoskeleton organization; protein polyglutamylation
Cellular component (GO): cilium
Molecular function (GO): tubulin-glutamic acid ligase activity; tubulin binding
Source: RefSeq, a predicted model, not a curated record
CUUCACUUUAUAUAUGUCUCACUGUUUUUGUUUUUAGAGUGGUUAAUCAUUUUCCAAACCAUUAUGAACUCACAAGAAAAGAUUUAUUAGUGAAGAAUAUAAAACGAUACCGUAAAGACCUUGAAAAGGAAGGAAACCCUAUAGCAGAGAAAGAUGAAAAUGGAAAAUAUGCCCACCUUGAUUUUCUACCAGUUACGUUUAUAUUGCCAGCAGAUUACAACAUGUUUGUUGAGGAAUUCCGAAAGAAUCCUUCAAGCACUUGGAUCAUGAAACCUUGUGGAAAAUCUCAAGGUGUGGGUAUCUUCCUAAUAAACAAGCUUUCCCAGCUGAAGAAGUGGUCUAGAGAUGGACCAAGUUUCAACCCAGCAGCAGUGAAGGAAUCUUACGUUAUCUCACGAUACAUUGACAACCCUCUUCUUAUUGGUGGAAGAAAGUUUGAUAUUAGGAUCUACGUUCUUGUCAUUUCCUUUCGUCCUCUAAAAGCAUACUUGUAA